GUGGUUUCGCGUCUCUCCAACCCCGUGGUUUCGGCCGAUGGAGCAUGACCUGGACGAUGGGCGGCAGGACUUUCUCUUGACCAUUGGCCCAGGAGGUCCUGCCAUGCAUCGCUUCGUGCAGGAGGAGCUCCAAGCGACGCUGGACGUGGAACACGUCGAGCGCUUCGGACAGGCUCGAUUCUUCUUCUCGGCAAGCAUCCAUCCCAUCGAGCGCUUCUUCAGGCUCCGCUCACCGGAGAAGCUCUACGCCGUGGUGCUGCGGCAGAACGCCUUGGAGCUGCCGCCGUGGCCGGACGAGCGGGAGGCGGCUGAGGAGCAGCUGGCGCGGCAGGUGGCCUCGCGCGGUGCCUGGACCGACGCGCUGCGUGCGUGGCAGCGCUUUGGACGAGAGGGCGUGCAAAGCUUCCGCGUCACCGCGAAGCGCGCGGGGAAGCUGGCCGCGCAUUUGAGUUCCAACGGCAUCGCCGAGUUCGUGGGUGAGGCGCUGGCCGAAGCCAUGGGCUGGACCGUGGACUUGCACGACUACGACCUCGAGGUCAUGAUCCACCUUAACGAUGAGCACUUGAUUGCGUGUUUGCCUUUGCUGGAGCGGAGCUGUCAACAGGCUCAACUGCCUUUCCCUGGCCUCUCCCAGCCGGUAGCUUGGGCCAUGGCCAGGACCGUUGAACCCUCUCCUGGGGACUUGGUGCUUGAUCCGAUGUGUGGCUCUGGCAUCCUUUUGCUGGAGGCAGCACAGUGCUGGCCUGGCGCCUUCUAUUUGGGCUUGGACGACGAUCCGAAGCAGCUGGAGCGCUCUCGGAAGAAUUCCGCGGUCCUGGAGGCGGCUCCAUGUGCUUCGCUGUCCUUCGGCCGGAGCGACGCCCGACGGCUGCCGCUCAAGAGCUCUUCCGUCGACGCAGUGCUUUGCGACCUCCCCUUCGGCAAGCAGUACGGCAGCGAAGAGGACAACCUGGCCUUGUACCCCGCAGUGCUGGCGGAAUUCUGGCGAGUCUUGCGCUUGGGCACCGGGCGAGCGGCGCUGCUCACGAACCAGGCCAACUCCAAGACCUUGAUCCAGGCGAUGGCAGGGCGAUGGCAUGUCGAGUGCCAACGCAAAGUGCUGUUGGGGAACAUGGAGGCCUUGCUCUUCUUGGCCACGCCCGUGGAGACGGACGGCGCUUCUUCGGGGUAUCCGGCGAAGCACGCCAAGCAGGGCUGUCGACUCCCAUGGGAAGAUGCCACCGGACGGCGCCAGUGGUCUGCUAUGAAGGCGACCUUACGGCCUCCCUUGCGGCUGGUGACCGGUGGAAAGAAGUGCCGAAGAGGACUGCCCCGCAGACGCGCCACCGCCGCGGUCGCGCCACCGCCGCGGCCGGGCCUUUCGGGACGGCAUCCGACAGGGCCAGCGGCUUCGUCCGGGGUGCCACGGGAUACACCACCCGUGGCAGGGUAGCUACCCAGACGAAGGGGACUUGGCAGUGACCAGACGGUUUUUCC
Durusdinium trenchii is the source of this 1476-nucleotide messenger RNA. NCBI's taxonomy places the organism in Eukaryota, Dinophyceae, Suessiales, Symbiodiniaceae. The record is from the annotation of a GenBank genome assembly.